GAGACGCCACACGGCCGCCGGGUCCGAUACCAAUCUGCUGCAGCCACCCCGAGGGGCAGGACGGGACGGAGGAGAGGGUGACUCCAGGGCGGCGGCGGCAGCGCGGCAUCCAGCAACAUGGUGUACGAGACGGCGACCGACUACCUCGCUCACUGGGAGGCGCACUUCGACAAGUCGAUCCCCAAGCCACCGUGGAAGCGCCUCUGGAUCACCUGCCACGGCACGGGUGUCAAGUGGGCGGUCCUGGUCGGGGUGGCGGUGUUCGUGCUCGCCUCGCUGGACUGCAUCAUGACGCGCACGUCGCUGCUGGACGCGGGGCCGACGCUGCGCUUCCUCAGCGGCAUCUACUCGUGCACGGCCGGCGUGUACAUCUGGGCCUUCAAGCGGCAGGAGGCGCUGGCCGCGCUGCGUCAGCUCAGCUGGGUGGCCAGACGGAUCGAGGCCGGCGCCGGCGGCGCGCUCGGCGCCCGGCUCGACCUGGACGACCAGGAGACCCUGCGGCGCGCGGUGGUGCGCGCCUCCCGGUACCUCCGAGGCAGUAACAUCUGGGCCAUCUGCGUGCAGUUCUCGAUCAUGGUCCCCGUCGCGUUCACGGGCCGGACCGUCAACCCGGCGUGGCCGCCGCCCAGGACGCCGACGGCCUGGUGGGCGCUGUUCACGCUGCACUCGUUCAGCACCCUGUUCCUCCCCAUUGCGUUCUUCCCCAUGGCCGCGUUCACCACCGGCAUAGUCAGCGUGUGCUCGGCGAUGUCGCUGGCCAUCGGCAGUGAGCUGAGGAAAGCGCGGACGCCGCAGCAGGUCCGCGACGCGGCGCUGCUGUCGUCCGAGUUUAACAAGGGCUUCUCCAUGCUAACCAACCUGUUCCACGGCUUCAUACUGCACCAUCUGCAGAUCACGCUGCUCAUCCCGCUCUUCGCCUGCUACGAGAUGAUGCACGGUCAGUUUGACGAGUUUCUCGUCGUGCUCGUCCCCAUCAACGUCCUGAUCUUCAUACCCCUCUGCUUCGCCGGCCAGGCUAUGAUGGACGCCAGCGAGGCCAUGUCGUAUUCGGCGUACAGCGGGUCCUGGCUGGAGAGCGAUCGCUUCUGUCGCAUUUUGAGGUUGCAGGUGAUGCUGAGGAGCGCCAGGCCGCAGCAGCUGACCAGCCAGGAGCUGGGCACCGUCGACCUCAAGCUGUGCCAGAACACCCUCAAGUCUUGGUUCUCUUUCCUCAACUUUAUGAUAAAUACUCUGUGACGUGCUAUUCAAGCACUAAGGGAA
Molecule: messenger RNA, 1260 nt
Organism: Frankliniella occidentalis (western flower thrips)
Lineage: Eukaryota; Metazoa; Arthropoda; Insecta; Thysanoptera; Thripidae
Exons: 7
Coding region: 118-1236 (372 amino acids)
Biological process (GO): sensory perception of smell
Cellular component (GO): membrane
Molecular function (GO): olfactory receptor activity; odorant binding
Source: RefSeq, a predicted model, not a curated record